UAAUACGCAUUUCCGGUUUGGAGCGUCUGUUGAUAUCGCAUACUGGCGUGCGUCGGUGCUUGAGGACUGUAUAAGGUUCGUCUGACUGUUGCCUGCAGCUGCCCCAGCGAAGAUGGCAGACGCGUUGAGCAAAGUGCCCGAUGUCGACAUUGAUCCGGAGGGAAAGUUUAAAUACAUAUUAGUGAACAUAAAAGUUAAAGGUGGAACGGAACAAAAAGUGAUAGUGAGGGGAACUAAAACUGCGGAGUACCACAAUCACAUAUUUGAAAAAGUGAAUCCUGCUAUGGAGGCUUUGGGACUUGAGUGUAGUUGUCUUGGUGGUGGCAAGAUUGAGCACAACAACACAGAAAAGAAACUUCGGGUGUUUGGAGAGUCUACGGGAUAUGGGAAGGCUGACCAUGCUCUGACAGUGGAAAAGCUCAAAUCUGUCUUCAAAGACUAUGAAAUCACUAUGGAAUAAAAAGUCUAAAUUGAUCUCUCUAAAUUCAUGGGCAUGAACAUUUUGUGAAAGUAUACAAUUUUAUAACACUUCAGCUAUACCUCAUUUUAAUUUGGAUAAAAUUAAAUAAAUGUUCACUGAUCUGUCAGCAGUGUCAAAGUUGAGGUUAGAUCACUGACCUUGAUAGCUAACCUGCACAGGAAAUCUGCAUGUGUUUUGCAGAGUGAUAAACAUAUCCAGUCUCCUGUCUCCAUCAUGGAAUGUGUCUGUGUAGAGAUCAGGAACAGAUAAAAGAGUGUCUGUAUGAUUCAUGGUAUGUCUAAUUUGCUACUGGAAUUCAUUGAGAAAUUUGGUAUUGAGAUACAAGCAUACAAAUGUGUAUGGAUUCAUACUUGGUGUUCAUACCAUGUUUUCAUCAUUACAAUUAAAUUGUAAAGGCCCAUUAUUGUGUGAAGUCUUACAUUUAUAUAGUUAUAGUGUGUAUAGUGUGAUUUUCAAUAGAACCCUUAAUAGAUCUUUUUUAUAGAAGGCAUGUGUAUUGAACAUAAGUGAUUUUCCCAUCCUGUUUCGUAAGUUGAAACCUUUACCAGUUUCCUCUAUCCUACCUCUGAGACCCUGAAUAUGACCCUCAUUGUCUGUUACCAUUAAGAGGUUAAACAAGAGAGCUUACACCCCAAGACUAUUUUUACACUAAAUAGUGUAUUCAUUGUUCAAUUAAAGUGAUCCUAAAAGUU
This is a messenger RNA of Onychostoma macrolepis, 1173 nucleotides long. RefSeq names its product 14 kDa phosphohistidine phosphatase-like. NCBI's taxonomy places the organism in Eukaryota, Metazoa, Chordata, Actinopteri, Cypriniformes, Cyprinidae. The transcript has 3 exons. Gene Ontology annotation, molecular function: protein histidine phosphatase activity. The coding region runs from base 113 to 460 and encodes 115 amino acids. Gene Ontology annotation, biological process: peptidyl-histidine dephosphorylation. The record is from RefSeq and is a predicted model, not a curated record. Gene Ontology annotation, cellular component: cytosol.